Molecule: messenger RNA, 1691 nt
Organism: Solanum pennellii
Lineage: Eukaryota; Viridiplantae; Streptophyta; Magnoliopsida; Solanales; Solanaceae
Product: scopoletin glucosyltransferase-like
Exons: 1
Coding region: 50-1501 (483 amino acids)
Molecular function (GO): UDP-glycosyltransferase activity
Source: RefSeq, a predicted model, not a curated record
AACAGAGAGUUGUUAAACAACAACUGUUUUUUGUAUUGGGGUAGUAAAAAUGGCAGGCGAAAACCUCCAUGUUCUGUUCCUUCCGUUCUUGUCCGCUGGUCAUUUCAUCCCUUUAGUUAACGCGGCAAGGCUAUUCGCCUCCCGCGGCGUUAAAGCCACAAUCCUCACUACCCCUCAUAACGCCUUACUUUUCAGAUCUACUAUUGAAGACGAUGUUCGAAUUUCCGGAUUUCCCAUUUCUAUUGUAACUAUUAAAUUCCCCUCUGCUGAAGUUGGGUUGCCUGAAGGGAUUGAGAGCUUUAACUCUGCCACUUCACCUGAAAUGCCCCACAAAGUAUUUUAUGCUCUUUAUCUUCUCCAAAAGCCAAUGGAAGAUAAGAUUCGUGAACUCCAUCCUGAUUGCAUUUUUUCUGAUAUGUAUUACCCUUGGACGGUAGAUCUUGCUGAGGAACUUCACAUCCCUCGUAUUUUGUACAAUUUAUCUGCUUACAUGUGCUACAGCAUUAUGCACAAUCUUAAGCUUUGCAGACCUCACAAGCAGCCUAAUCUAGACGAAUCUCAAAGUUUCGUUGUUCCUGGUUUACCUGAUGAGAUUAAAUUCAAAUUAUCCCAAUUGACAGACGAUUUGAGAAAACCAGACGACCAAAAGAGUGUUUUUGAUGAAUUACUUGAAAAAGUUCAAGUUUCGGAGGAACGAAGCUAUGGCAUUGUUCAUGAUACAUUUUAUGAGCUAGAACCUGCAUACAUCAAUUAUUAUCAGAAAUUAAAGAAACCAAAAUGUUGGCAUUUUGGUCCGCUCUCUCAUUUUGCAUCAAAAAUCCGUAGUAAGGAGCUAAUUACUGAGCAUAACAACAAUGACAUCGUUGUAGACUGGUUGAAUGCGCAGAAACCUAAAUCGGUUCUGUAUGUAUCUUUUGGGAGCAUGGCUAGAUUUCCUGAGAAUCAGCUGAAUGAAAUAGCUCAAGCUCUACAUGCUUCAAAUGUUCCUUUUAUUUUUGUAUUGAGGCCUAAUGAAGAAACAGCGUCAUGGUUACCAGUUGGUAACUUCGAGGACAAGACUAAAAAGGGUUUGUUCAUCGUAGGAUGGGUCCCACAGCUGACGAUCAUGGAACAUCCAGCAACCGGCGGAUUCAUGACUCAUUGUGGUACUAAUUCGGUUCUUGAAGCAAUCACUUUUGGCGUACCAAUGAUAACAUGGCCACUUUAUGCUGAUCAAUUCUACAACGAGAAGGUAGUCGAGGUUAAUGGAUUGGGGAUCAAAAUCGGGAUAGAUGUAUGGAACGAUGGGAUUGAGAUCACGGGUCCUGUAAUAGGAAGCGCGAAGAUUAGAGAAGCAAUUGAGAGACUAAUGAGCAGUAAUGAUUCUGAGGAAAUUAUGAACAUUAGGGAUAGAGUUAUGGCAAUGAGCAAAAUGGCUCAGGAUGCAACAAAUGAAGGUGGAUCUUCAUGGAACAAUCUCACUGCUCUCAUUCAACAUAUCAAGAAUUAUAAUCUUAAUUAAUACACCUUUUAUGUUGUUACUUUUAAUUUGUUGGAAGAAAUGAAUAAGUCAUUGUAGCUUUGUGUUUUCUUUUUUUAAUAAUAAUUAAGAUGGAGGAAUGGAUGGAUCUUAACUUGAUCAAGCGAAAUAUUAGUCAUUCACACUAUGAUAUAUUACUAAAUAUCACAGUUUUUCAUGUAUUAUUCUAAUA